AUGGAACAUAAGGCAUAUUGGGCGUUAAAAUUUCUGAACUUUGAUGCUUCUCUGUGUGCAGGUAAAAGAAAGCUUCAAUUGCAAGAGCUGGAGGAGAUGAGGUUGACUGCCUAUGAUUCUUCAAGGAAAUACAAGGAAAGGAUCAAGAUGUAUCAUGACAAGAAGCUGAUCAAGAAGGAAUUUCAACCUGGACAACAGGUACUGUUGUUCAAUUCCAGAUUCAAACUGUUUCCAGGUAAGUUGAAAUCUAAAUGGUCUGGUCCUUUUGUGAUUAAGGCAGUCAAGCCUUAUGGUGCUGUUGAAUUAAUGGAUCCAAAGUCUGAGGAUCAAAGAAGUUGGACUGUUAAUGGCCAGAGACUGAAACAUUAUUUGGGUGGUGAGGUUGAACGUCUCACCACAACUAUNANNUUGUCUGAGCCAUGA
Messenger RNA from Vigna radiata var. radiata (mung bean), 423 nucleotides. RefSeq lists its product as uncharacterized. Lineage: Eukaryota; Viridiplantae; Streptophyta; Magnoliopsida; Fabales; Fabaceae. The record is from RefSeq and is a predicted model, not a curated record. Bases 1 to 423 code for a protein of 140 amino acids. The transcript has a single exon.